AUGCCGAAGGCGGUCAAAGAGCACAAAGGGUCAAAGCUGGAGGGAGCAAACUUCCCUGUUCUUCCACCCCAUCCCUCAAGCCCGCGGGGAACACUCAGAGGCAAGGACAACAAAGCGUGCGCUCCGGCGCCUGCAGCCGGGCCAUCCCGCCCGCGGGGCGCGCGGCUCCCGGGCGGCAGAGCUAGGGCGCCCGAGCGCGGGCGCAGGCAGGACCGCGGGGGCUGGGGGAAGGGGCUCCCCUACCUUGAACAGCACAAAGAGGCAGAACAGGAGGAGGCGGCGGCCGCCGCGCGUCCUCGUGGGCAGGUGCCCCAUCGCGGCGUGGACGGGGAGCCGGGAGUACGGUGGCGCCGCCUGGCUCCGCCGGCGGCUCACAAUGGCGAGCUGGGGCUGCAGCCUCAGACCCUGGGCGCCGAGGUUGCUCCGGGAGGGCGCAUCCUGCCUUUCCAGUCCCCCUGCGCCUGCUCCCCUUCCGCCUUCUGCACCCGGGAUCCUCUAGGAACACGCCGGGCGCGGCUGCUCUUUAACAGUUAA
Molecule: messenger RNA, 534 nt
Organism: Rangifer tarandus platyrhynchus (Svalbard reindeer)
Lineage: Eukaryota; Metazoa; Chordata; Mammalia; Artiodactyla; Cervidae
Source: the annotation of a GenBank genome assembly